GGAGGAGGAGGAUGUGGCGCGCGGACGGGAAAUGGCUGCCGAAAACAAGCCGGAAGAUGAACAUGGACAUUUGAAAAUCUACCUGCCUAAGAAGCUGCUCGAAUGUCUGCCCAAAUGCUCCUCCCUGCCCAAGGAGAGACAUCGGUGGAACACCAAUGAGGAAAUCGCUGCUUACUUGAUAUCAUUUGAAAAGCAUGAAGAGUGGCUAACGACAUCCCCUAAAACCAGGCCACAAAAUGGGUCUAUGAUCCUGUACAACAGGAAGAAAGUAAAGUACAGGAAAGACGGCUACUGCUGGAAGAAGAGGAAAGAUGGCAAGACCACGCGGGAGGAUCACAUGAAGCUCAAAGUACAGGGAGUCGAGUGUCUGUACGGGUGUUACGUCCACUCCUCUAUAAUCCCCACCUUCCACCGCAGGUGUUACUGGCUGCUACAGAACCCAGACAUCGUUCUGGUCCACUACCUUAACGUCCCGGCCAUAGAGGACUGUGGGAAGCCAUGCGGGCCAAUCCUGUGCUCCAUCAACACAGACAAGAAGGAGUGGGCCAAAUGGACCAAGGAGGAGCUCAUCAGCCAGCUCAAGCCCAUGUUUCAUGGCAUCAAGUGGACUUGCAGCAACGGGAACAGCAGCACCGGCUUCUCGGCUGAGCAGCUGGUGCAGCAGAUCCUGGACAGCCACCAGACCAAGCCACCUCCCCGGACUCACAACUGCCUCUGCACUGGGACACUGGGUGCUGGUAGCAGUCUGCACCACAAGUGUAACAGUGCCAAACACCGCAUCAUCUCCCCGAAGGUGGACCCACGCUCUGGAGGUGCUUACAGCAGUACUCACUCUGAAGUCCAGAACAGUGAUGUGUCUGAGGGCAAGACCGAGCACACCCAUGGAGCAGGCAAAAACGGCAGGGCGACAGGCGACACGCCAGGUGGAUCGACAGUACGAGAAAAGAGGAACAGCAAAGGACAGAAACCGGCUCUACUUCAUCAGAAUAGUAUGGAGGUGUCCUCCAGCAAUCAGGUUGAGGUACCAGACACCACCCAGAGCUCUCCUGUCUCCAUCAGCAGUGGGCUAAACUCUGACCCAGAUAUGGCAGACAGCCCAGUAGUGACGGGGAUGAGUCACGUGGCCUCCGUCAUGAACAGCCUCUCGCAGUCCGCCACGGUCUUCAUGUCAGAAGUCACCGGUGAUCCUGUCUACAGCAUGUCUCCCACUGGAGAUCCCAAUGCUCAUCUCCUAGGCCCGGACACAGCCUCAAGCAGCUUGGUGCUGGCAGUUGCUGCUGACAGUCACAAAUUUGCUUUUCCUGGGUCUGUGGGUGUGGGUUUAGGAGAUGUAGGUUCUACAGAGAGGUUGGCUAUGCUUUCUGCAGCUAGCAUGUCAGAAGAGCUUGUCCUCUCGAGCAACCUUGAGUCUGGGAGCAUCAAGCUGCCCGAAACUACCAUGAACUUUGAUCCGGACUGCUUUCUCAACAACCCCAAACAGGGCCAGACAUAUGGAGGAAAUGGGCUGAAGGCAGAGGUCAGCAAUGCCAGCAGUUGCAGCAACGGAGGAGUCUGCUGUUCACCUCCUCUCACCGACAACGGUUAUGGCUUCAAUGCCGCACUGGUCAAGAAUAUAAAGACAGAGGACACGUCAUUUGAGCAACAGUUGGCCAAAGAAGGUGGAUACCAAGUCGGAGAGGUGGUCAGUGGUACAGCUAGCCUGUCCAGCUCCUCUGGCAGUGGCUCUACCCAAAGUUCCCUAGCUCUAACCCCAACUAGCUCAUUGCUCCCAUCAGGGGGUGGUCUGAGCCCUAGCACCACACUGGAGCAGAUGGAUUUCAGCGCCAUUGAUGCCAAGCAGGACUUUUCUUCAACCAUGAUGUCUGCCACAAGCUAUGGUCAAGCUAUACCCAGUCCUCAGUUGGCUCACCAGAGCCACUCUCCCAGCUUCUUCCUUCAGAGCUCACCGCAGUCCACUCAGACACAAACCCACCAGAACACUAGCACUUCUGCUCAGAACUCGCAUGACUCCUCUGCUUUUAUGGGUUUGUCUGUAGUCAAAACAGAUUCAACAGGCACCAAUGGGCAUCACCAUCACCACCACCACCAUUCCCAUCAAGGCCAGCACACUGCGUCCAACUGCAAUGGCAGCUCUCCAACUGAGAGAAAUGGGCAAGGUGGCACUCUGCAACUUCUGCAGUACCAAAACCACUUCACAGGUGCCAGCAAAGAACAUGAGGAGGUUGGAAGUCUAGAACAACCAACCAACUCAGAAGGACAGGAUACAGGCGGGCAAGAAAAGCAGACAGAAGACUUGCUGAAGGCAGGGGAUCACCUGCAACACUGUGUAGGAAAUGGCUCGGACGGCAGUGGAGCUUCAGAGCACUACCUCCAACAACCAGAAAGCACCAACUUGGGAGCAGGAGGAGCUGGAAGAACAGGAACAGGUACUAAUAGUGGAACACUGUGUAACGGCACCGACGGCAACAGAACAACUGGCAGUCCACAUCAGCAGCUUCAGCCUCUCCUACAGGGAGCAGGGCUUGUCCAGGGGCUGUUUAACAACAUAGCAGCCCAUCAGGCUCUAGCCACAAGUGGAGCUAAUGGAGGAGGAACCAUGGAGAUUAGCCUAGACCACUUUGAUGUUUCUUUUGGAAAUCAGUUUUCAGACCUCAUCAACGAUUUCAUUUCAGUAGAAGGAGGAAAUAGCGCAGCAAUCGGAGGACAAACGGGCAACACACUCUACAGCCAUCAGAUAAUGGCUCACUCAGGCACAGAAAGGCAAGUGUCAUCUGGAGGAAACACUCAACAGGUCAGUGAAGAAGGACCCACCCAUGGAGCUACAGGAUACAACUCUGCAGAACUCUGCCUCCAGCCCUGUUGCAGCCCACAGUCAGCCCAGCCCGGGGCUCUGGGAACAGACACCGGGCAGUUAGCAUACAUGCAAGUAGAGGAGGUAGUGUCUGCAGCUGUGGCUCAUGGGACCAUGGGGAUGCUUCAGAACACAGGGAGACUGUUUGUAGUGACAGACUACUCACCAGAGUGGUCUUACCCAGAGGGUGGAGUGAAGGUUUUAAUCACAGGACCAUGGCAAGAGGCCAGCAGUGACUACACUUGUCUGUUUGAUCAGAUCACGGUUCCUGCUUCGCUAAUUCAGCCUGGAGUGUUGCGAUGUUACUGCCCAGCUCACGACACAGGCCUGGUGACCCUUCAGGUGGCAGCCAGCAGCCAGAUCAUCUCCAACUCGGUGGUGUUUGAAUAUAAAGCUCGCGCUCUCCCUGCCCUGCCCACCUCUCAGCACGACUGGCUCUCUCUGGACGACAACCAAUUCAGAAUGUCGAUCCUGGAGCGUCUGGAGCAGAUGGAGCGCAGGAUGGCCGAGAUGUCCGGCCAGCAGCAGCAACAAGGCAGCGGAGGAACGUCUGAAAGUGGAGCAACAGGAGGAGGAGGAGGAGGAGGAGAAGGACGAGGCAAUGCCGACCAAACACAGCUCUCCCCGGGUCAGAGUCAGAGUCAGGGCCAAGCUGGAAGCUCCUUUGAGAGUCGUGUGGUUGUGGUGUGCGAAAAGAUGAUGAACCGGGCCUGCUGGGCCAAAUCCAAGCACUUAAUCCACUCUAAAACUUUCCGGGGUAUGACCCUGCUCCACCUGGCAGCUGCACAGGGUUACGCCAACCUCAUCCAGACCCUCAUCAAGUGGCGCACUAAGCAUGCAGACAGCAUCGACCUGGAGUUAGAGGUGGACCCUUUGAAUGUCGAUCACUUCUCCUGCACACCGCUGAUGUGGGCUUGUGCUUUGGGUCACAUGGAGGCAGCUGUGGUUUUGUAUAAGUGGGACCGGCGUGCCCUGGCUAUCCCCGAUUCUCUCGGGCGCUUACCGCUGGCCACAGCCCGGUCCAGGGGCCACACCAAGCUGGCGGAGUGUCUGGAAAAUCUUCAGAGAGAAGAACAGCAGCAGCAGACUCCCGCUGCCAACAUGUCUUUCUCCUCAUCUGCAGAAAGCUCCACAACGGAGGGCUGGAUGAAUGUUUGGGGAAGUGAGACUGCUUCUGGAAUAAGAGCGAGCAACGUCGCUAACUCUGCUCCGAGCUCCAACCAAGAUUUGAGGAGACCCCGAUCCGAAUCUUCGAUUUUCUACAACAGUGAAGGUCAAAGCGAUGCUCCAUUAACCAAGAAACACAAGCCCAAUCCUGAGAUCCACCAAGCAAGGCCAAGCAAGCCCGGUGCUACCCCUGCGGCUUUAGAAGAGCAGGUCCACAAGACUAAAACGUGCCCUACUAAAGCAGCCAGAGCAGGUACCAUGGACAAAGAGUCAGGAAAAGGAGACAAGGCUCAGACAAAGCUGGGCUCAGCUUGCGGAGGCGGGCGAUGGAGCGGCAGACAGGCAGCAGGACGCAGAGGGCCGAUUGGAGGACUUGCUAAAGAAAGGCUAGCAAACAGGCUGAGGUUACGAGAAGCAUCCGGGGCAGGAUCAGUCUCCGAGCUUCUGGUGGGCCAAGAGGAUCUGGAGAACACAGGGGACCUACAGUUGAAUAUGAUGACUCUGGCCGAGCACAUCAUCGAAGCAACACCCGAUCGCAUCAAGAGUGAAAACUUCGAGGCCACAGAGUCAGCGCCUCUGGAUAGUGUUGAGGUCAACAGCACUAUGAGCUGGUUAGCUACUUACCUUGGAGAUGCAGAAAGGUUCUUAUACAGCAAGCCGCUGGCCUGCUCCACAGGACUGGCCGUCGGCCACACCGGCAACCACCCGGAAUCUGAAGGCCCUUUCGGGAAACUCGGACUUCCGUCUCCAGCAGACUGGAACGCGUUCCUUAACGUCUCUCACAGCAAAAAGGAGCGUGAUUUAACCCAGCUGGCCCUGUCCGACCACGAGCAGAGAGAGCUGUACGAGGCAGCACGCCAAGUACAGAGCACCUUCCGCAAGUAUAAGGGGCGUCCACUCAGAGAGCAGCAGGAACUGGCAGCUGCUGUUAUUCAGCGCUGUUAUAAAAAGUACAAGCAGCUGACAUGGAUAGCCUUGAAGUAUGCACUUUAUAAGAAGAUGACGCUGGCCGCCAUCCUAAUCCAGAGUAAAUUUCGCAGCUACUAUGAGCAAAAGAAGUUCCAGCAAAGUCGUCGGGCAGCCAUGCUAAUCCAGCAAUACUACCGCAGCUACAAGGAGCUGGGCCGACCCAACCCGCACUCUCACGCCGCCGCAGCUGCAGCCCUAGUGCAGCACAAACUCAGAAGCGGUCUGCUCACCAAGAGGCAGGACCAAGCCGCCAGAAAAAUAAUGCGAUUUCUAAUCCGAUGUCGCCACAGGGCGAGAGAACUGAAAAAGGCCAAGGAACAUGAGAGCUCGCCAAAGAGCCCCGUCACAAUGUAACGUCCACCUCCAGUCCAGACUGUUCCCCUUUUUCCUCUUUCUGUUUUUACACGAAUACGAACAAUUUACCAAAAGGCAAAAACUAUUCAAGAAAAAAAACAGAAGCAAGAAAAUAUUAAAAAAAAAAAAAAAACCAUGUGAACGUGUGAUGGUUACAUCAUUACCGAUUCUGUCGACCCUGGUACUGCCACAGCGUUGUGUAUUUUUUUUCCUCUCCAUCCGGGAACGUGGGGAGUUCUGUGUAAAACAAAAGACUUUAUCUGGGAAAUAAUGACAUCCUCAUGCCAUUUUUUUGCACUCUUCAUAUAUUUUUUUUUUAAAUCGAGGAACGAUUAAAGCCGUGGAGCUAAAGGCUUUUUGUUUCCCUGACAGCACUUGUAAGAUAAGAAAGACGACAAGAUUACGUGUAAGAAACACGUCGCGUUAAUGUAAUCAUGCUGGAUCCUGCUUAUGAUUAUUACAUUUUUAUAUUUUGGACGAAAGGAGGGGAAAAAGCAACCGAUUAGAACAAAAAAAAUGAACAUAAAAGACAAAAGCAAACCAAAAAAAAAAAAUAAAAAAAAUGGUCUCAUCUCAUCGAUCACGUGCAUGCAGAGUUUUCCGUCAGCUCGGUGUGUAUCGGCUCUUUGUUUAUCACAGGUCCGUCCUUUCAUCCGGCGAACGAGGGAUGGGCUGCACAUGAAUGUAGACCGGGUUUAGGUUUUAAAAGAAAAAAAUAAUAAUUCUGGGUUUGAAAUAUCAGUGUCUUACUCUUUGUGGUUUUGGAGUAAGUCACGAUUUGGGACAGAGCCGAAUCUCUGUUGGGUAACUGUUUGUGUGCACUGUUUUUUGACUUUCUAAACUAGUCCUUUUCUUAACGUCACCUUUCGCUGGCCUGACUUUGUGAGUCCCGUGUUUGCUGAAUUUUAAACAGGAAAUAGUGCAUGUGUUUGAGCCUCAGCGCUCCUGCAUGCUGACAGAACUGUUUUGUGGGGUUUAUUGUGUUUAAAAAACCUCAGCGUUGUUUCUCCGUCCUGUCAAACAAAAUGUCUUUUCUUUGACAUUUCUUUUUUUUUUAAUUAUUAUGUUCGUUUUGUUUUACCUCAUUUGACUUGUUCUUUUACACACACGUCCUUCUGCUUCCUAUAUAUUUUUUAACUGAAUUUAUUACUUAUGUUGUAUAGUUGUCUCAUUGUGCCACAGAAACACUAUUUUUGCUGUGUGUGUGUGUGUGUGUGUGUGUGUGUGUGUGUGUGGGUUUGCUUUAUCGCUGUCCGUUGCAGCCGGUUGUUAAAACGCUUUUCGUUUCGAAGAUUCCUGUAACACUGACGUCUUAAAGACUUUUUAAAGGGUCCCUAUAAACAACCUCCAUAUUUUUGACUAAAGCGUGGUCCCUGUACAUAACAAAGACGAGAGAAAUGGUACACGGAGAGCCAGAACCCUUACCACAAGAGGAUUGUAUUUAAUAAUAUAUAUUAUUUUAUUCAUAAAAAAAGAAACAUAAGAACAUGACAAAGAGAUAGAUUAAAAAAAAAAAAAAAAAAAAAAAAAAAUGCUAUUGUAUAGUUUUGUUUGAGCGCCCGAGAUGUACGGUUGUAUUGUUUGUAAAUACUGUAAAUAUCUGGUGCAAAAGAAGGAGCCGUGUGCAUGAAACCUUACGAUAACGACACAGAGCAUAAUCUAAAGAAAAAAAUAACGUAGUGGCUACGAUCUAAACAGAUUCAUUCGGUUUCGAUAUAAGAGCCUUUUAUUUGAAAUGUUCUUAUAAAGAGCAUCUAGUAAAGCAUGACUUUUAUUUAUUUAUUUAUUUAUUUAUUUUAUUUUUUUGUAAAAUCACGAUAAAACAUAGACUUAGCGGAGACCCGAGAAAAAUAAAUAAAUAAAUAAACCCUUCGGAUACGACCUGUUUCUAGAGUGACGAGAAGUUUGUACGCCCUCACAAAUCAUCUGGAUUUCUGUAUAGAAAUGGCUCCAGAAAUGUGACGUGAUCAUGUGACAAUAAAGGGAGUAUAAAUAAACACACGUGACGUUACACGUGUCCUCGUAGACGUGCCGUGUGCCGUGUCUCUUGGUGUUAAAGAGUCCGGGGCAGUAAUGAAAAAGGUGUAUGAACCUCUUUGGAGGUCUGAGGCUCCAGUUCAUUAUUCACACACACACACACACACACACACACACACACACACACACAGAGUUCUGUUUACCUGCUAUAAAAUGGAUGAAAGUCAGUACUCUUGGUACUAAAGAAAUUUAGGAACUAUGAAAGGAAUUCCAAACCAUUACAUCAUAAUUCUGAUCAGUAUUGUAAUAUCUCCCAUUCCAGUUGGAAUUCUGGCCACUAUCACCAGUUUCCACAGGAAUGCUGAUCAAUAUUGUUUAUUCCAGUGGGACUUCUGAUCAAUAUCUCCCAUUCCUGUAAGAAUUCUAACUGAUAUCACACCGUUCCCCAAUAGCAUCAUCCCCAUACUGUAGGUAUUCUGUUCAAUACCACUCAGGUCUGAAGGACCACUGUCCUAGGAAUCCAGAUGAAUACCUCCCAUUCUUGAAGAAAUUCCAAGCCAUGCUCU
Messenger RNA from Tachysurus vachellii, 7884 nucleotides. RefSeq names its product calmodulin-binding transcription activator 1-like. Gene Ontology annotation, biological process: regulation of transcription by RNA polymerase II. The transcript has 22 exons. Lineage: Eukaryota; Metazoa; Chordata; Actinopteri; Siluriformes; Bagridae. Gene Ontology annotation, cellular component: nucleus. Gene Ontology annotation, molecular function: protein binding; transcription coregulator activity; double-stranded DNA binding. The record is from RefSeq and is a predicted model, not a curated record. The coding region runs from base 32 to 5341 and encodes 1769 amino acids.